Homalodisca vitripennis (glassy-winged sharpshooter) is the source of this 356-nucleotide messenger RNA. RefSeq names its product probable 3-ketoacyl-CoA thiolase. NCBI's taxonomy places the organism in Eukaryota, Metazoa, Arthropoda, Insecta, Hemiptera, Cicadellidae. The record is from RefSeq and is a predicted model, not a curated record. Bases 3 to 200 code for a protein of 65 amino acids. The transcript is spliced from 2 exons. Gene Ontology annotation, molecular function: acyltransferase activity, transferring groups other than amino-acyl groups.
UAAUGACAGUCAUAAUAAUUUAUUUGAUAAUGAUAUUUAACUCAAACAUUGGACAUAUUACAGGAGUGCGGCUGACUGUCCAUGCAGCCAACAGGCUGAUACGAGAGGAUGGGCAGUUUGCCCUCAUUGCAGCUUGUGCUGCCGGAGGACAGGGUGUAGGCAUGCUUGUUGAACGUCAUCCAGAUGGAAAGGCUACAUAAGUGAAGAACUGAACUAUUUAAUACACUUGUAAUGCCUAAAUACAUAUUUUUGUACUUUUAUGCCUUUGUACUACACUACUUCUGAUUGUUUAUACUUUAUCCUGUGAAUUUAUUAUGUAUCCAUAAAAAUAAUAUUAUAUUGCUGUUUUUAUGUUA